Messenger RNA from Closterium sp. Naga37s-1, 462 nucleotides. The record is from the annotation of a GenBank genome assembly. Lineage: Eukaryota; Viridiplantae; Streptophyta; Zygnematophyceae; Desmidiales; Closteriaceae.
AUGGCCCCUCGCAACCUUCCGCCCCUAACCGCGGCCCCGUCGCCUCUAGCCUCGGCCCCUAGCGACCUGUCGCCCCUAGACGCGGCCCCGGUGCCCCGUCGCAUCAUGGAGGGAUUGUGGAGCAGCAGUGGGGGGGAGGGGAUCUGCAGCACCAGCCCCCCCCCGCCCCCCCCCUUCUCCUACCUCCCCCUGCUGCGGGUGCAGCAGUGGGGGGGAGGGGAUCUGCAGCACCAACCCCCCCCGUCCCCCCACUUCUCCUUCAUCCCUGGGGGGGGGGGGUGCUUGGAGGUUCAGGGGGAGGCAGGAGGGAAUCUGCAGCACCCAGCCCCCCCCCACUACUCCUCCAUCCCCCUGCUGCGGGUGCAGCGGUGGGGGGGAGGGGAUCUGCAGCCCUGUGCGCCCUGCUGCCCUGUUCGCCCUAAGCGCCCCGCGCGCCCUGCUGCUCCUAUUGCAGUUGGGUAA